UGGUGGGCGUCUGAGGGACCUAAGAUGGACUAGAGCCACAGGAAAAAUGGUGGAAAAUUCACCGUCGCCACUGCCACAAAGAGCGAUCUAUGGUUUUGUUCUGUUCUUAAGCUCCCAGUUUGGCUUCAUACUUUAUCUCGUGUGGGCUUUUAUUCCUGAAUCUUGGCUAAACUCAUUAGGCCUGACCUAUUGGCCUCAAAACUACUGGGCAGUUGCAUUACCUGUCUACCUCUUGAUUACUAUAGUCAUUGGUUAUGUACUCUUGUUUGGCAUUAACAUGAUGAGUACCUCUCCGCUCAACUCCAUUCAUACAAUCACAGAUAACUAUGCUAACAAUCAGCAGCAGAAGAAAUACCAAGCAGAGGCCAUCCCAGCACUGAGAGAUGUUCCUAUUAGUGAAGUAAACCGAAUGUUCUUUCUUUCAGCCAAAGAACCUUAUACUAAAAACUGAAUCGAGUGUGAACAGAUGAACAUCAAGCAAAUGCAUCAUAAGUUCCUAACAUAGUAAUUUUGACCAUAAUUAU
Molecule: messenger RNA, 524 nt
Organism: Lepus europaeus (European hare)
Lineage: Eukaryota; Metazoa; Chordata; Mammalia; Lagomorpha; Leporidae
Product: phosphatidylinositol N-acetylglucosaminyltransferase subunit P-like
Exons: 1
Coding region: 47-451 (134 amino acids)
Biological process (GO): GPI anchor biosynthetic process
Molecular function (GO): phosphatidylinositol N-acetylglucosaminyltransferase activity
Source: RefSeq, a predicted model, not a curated record